This is a messenger RNA of Silurus meridionalis, 2370 nucleotides long. Its product is annotated as C-C chemokine receptor type 5-like. Gene Ontology annotation, biological process: G protein-coupled receptor signaling pathway; immune response; chemotaxis. Gene Ontology annotation, molecular function: chemokine receptor activity. The coding region runs from base 86 to 1150 and encodes 354 amino acids. Gene Ontology annotation, cellular component: membrane. The transcript is spliced from 3 exons. Lineage: Eukaryota; Metazoa; Chordata; Actinopteri; Siluriformes; Siluridae. The record is from RefSeq and is a predicted model, not a curated record.
CUCAUUUCAGUUUGAGCUUUGAGCCCCAAAGGACUGCAUUCAAAUUUUAGUAAUCAGAAGUAAUCAGACUAUCGGCUGAUCGUGAAUGGUGAAGAUGAUGAUGAACACAACAACCAGUUCUGAAUUUAUUUCUACCACUGAAUAUGAUUACGGUGAUUUACCUCCUGAACCAUGUGAAUACGGCCCCCAUUCAAGCCGCAUUCUCCCACUGCUCUACUCCGUGUUCUUCGUGGUGGGUUUGCUGGGAAACCUGCUGGUGCUGUGGGUGAUCCUGAAAGGUGCUCAGUUGAAAAGCAUGACUGACGUGUCUCUCCUGAACCUGACCAUCGCUGACCUGCUGCUAAUCUUCACUCUCCCCUUUUUGGCUCAUUAUGCCAGAAGUACCUGGGUUUUUGGUAGGGUCAUGUGCAUCCUGGUCCUCAGCGUGUACCACAUCGGGUUUUACGCCGGCAUUUUCUUUAUCGUGCUGAUGAGCUUCGACAGAUACUUGGCGAUCGUCCAUUCUGUGUUCGCCUUGAGGAUCCGUACAAAGACUUAUGGGAUUUUAGCGAGCAUCUUCGUCUGGAUUUUUGCUGUUGCGUCUUCAUUUCCUGAACUUCUGCAUCUUGGAGUUGAAAACAACGCGACUCAAAAUGUUUGCAGCGCGUAUCCAAAGAAUGAUCAAUACAGUGAUGUCAGAAGUAAGGCUAUCUUCAAAAUGAAUGUUUUGGGGCUGCUAAUUCCACUGAUCGUUGUGGGAUUUUGUUACUCGAUGGUGCUCCGGAAGCUUAAGACGCUUCGUAAUUCCAAAAAACUGGCCAUUCGUCUAGUUGCCAUGGUCAUGGUGGUGUUCUUCUGCUGCUGGAUACCGUACAACAUCGCAGCGUUCCUCAGUGCACUGGAAAUGAAGCUCAUCUUGCCUCCAGGGUGUGAACUCAGCAAAACCAUCCGGCUGCUGCUGCAGGUCACCGAAGCCGUGGCGUAUUCACACAGCUGCCUCAACCCGUUCCUCUACGUGUUUGUGGGUCAGAAAUUCAGGAGGCAUCUCGCCAGGCUUCUGCGCCAGACCCCAUGCUUCCAAGUGCAGUGUAUGAAAGAAUACAUGACCCAGGCUGCAGCUUCAGUGUAUUCCCAGUCCACAAGCGUGGAGGAACGUUCCACUGCCUUCUGAAGGGUGGAGGAUCACAAUACCAGACUAUGAUCCAUUCAAAAAAGAAUCUCAUGUUGCCUUCAAACCGACCAAAAGGUUUUAAUGUACGGAUUAAAGAUUUUUAUUUGGUAUAUGAUUUAUGUCAACAUGUUUCCUGAAAACAAAAAGGCAUAAAAAUAGAGUUGUUUAUAUAUAAUAUAUGACCAAAUCAAUUCAAUUCAAUUCAUGUUUAUUUGUAUUGAGCUUUUAACAAUGAACAUUGUCUCAAAGCAGCUUGAAAUGAAUAUGUUCUUUUAUAAGUGUAAGUUUGUCCCAAUUGCACCCAAAAGGUUCUUACAGAACAUCCUAUUCAAAAUACCACCAAGGACCCCCUCCUGUGAAGGCUUUCAACCAGAUUUUGGGGCACCACUGAGGGAGGCUUGUACAUCAUUGAGACCGGACAAUGAUGUUGGACAUUAAGGCUUGCCACACUUAGCAUUCCAGGUCACCUCUCAGGUCCACAGCGAGCUUCUGACCAGGGCUUUGAAAACCAUAUCUGUAUAAAUCUCACUUAUGCACAGGGACAUUGUGAAACCCGAGCCCUUCAGUUUUAAUAAUAAGAUUUUCUAAUCUUACAGAAUACAAAAAUAAUCUAGACAAUUAAAUACACAUAAGGAAGGAUGUAAAUGUUCACCUAUGUUUGGCCAUACAUUAUAUAUAAAUCUGCCCCAUUCUGCAGUAUUACAACAUAAAACUGAAAUUAACACAACAACAGUGAAACAUGGUGGUGGGUGAAUCAUUUUACAUAGUUUGCAUUAUUGUACAUAAUAAAAAUGGCCAUCAUCGCUUCAAUAUUAAGGCUUAUUACACACACUUCACAUGCGUUUUUAAAUAAUUCUGUGCUGCUGUGAUUUUGAGUCACGUGUCGUAUUCUACAUAUCAUCAUCCUCUGGAGACAUGAUGCAGCCUGGAUUAGAAUGGAUUUAUUCAAGCAUUAUAAAAAGUCUCCUGUCUUCUUUCCUUACUUGGUGAUCGUAUGCAACAGAGCAUCUUUAUCGCAUUUGCAAGAAUCGUUGGUGGGUUUCUGCUGUAGCAUUAUAAACGUGGUUGGAUGAUCUCAUGUGUUUUUGGUUUUUUUUCUUGAUUCAAAACUGAGCCUUUGUUCGCUAUCAAUCAAAAAAAUCUGACAAUUCAAACGCGCCGCAUUUGUAGCAUUUUCUAGCCUGAUGAAUGUGUUGAUGAAAUAAAUAACCGUGUUUUAC